AUGCAGUUCAAUCUCGUAUCUCUUUGUAUUUUUGCAUCUGCGCUGCCUGCAACCAUUGCGCAGCGCACAGAGGAGAACGCUGUUACAAUCAAAACCUUUCCAAACAUGAUCGGAUGUGGAUGGGGAGUCAGUGGGCACACAGAUUCCUUUCCAGAUGGAGAAUGUUUCCAUCUGCCGCGAGACUAUAUGGACGUCAAGCACAUCACAGAGACCUGCCGCGUCUUCCUUUACAUGAAGAACGACUGCACGAAACAUGAGAAGCAAGUCCACCAAGGCCAAGACUGUAUCGAUAUUCGCGACUAUCAAUCUUUCAAGGCAUUCUGCCACUGA
This is a messenger RNA of Fusarium venenatum, 330 nucleotides long. The record is from RefSeq and is a predicted model, not a curated record. NCBI's taxonomy places the organism in Eukaryota, Fungi, Ascomycota, Sordariomycetes, Hypocreales, Nectriaceae.